Molecule: messenger RNA, 2147 nt
Organism: Nicotiana tabacum (common tobacco)
Lineage: Eukaryota; Viridiplantae; Streptophyta; Magnoliopsida; Solanales; Solanaceae
Product: cationic amino acid transporter 7, chloroplastic
Biological process (GO): transmembrane transport; amino acid transport
Cellular component (GO): plasma membrane
Molecular function (GO): amino acid transmembrane transporter activity
Source: RefSeq, a predicted model, not a curated record
CCGAAGAUCCAAUGGUAUCAGCAUGAGCCAUCUUCUGAAGUGUUAACUGCAAACGCUUUAUAUACCCAUUGAUCCGUUUCUCAAUUCUCUGCAAAAAAACUCACUCAAAAUACUGAUAAAUUAACGAGAGAAAGAGAGAGGGAGUGGUGGUCCAAAAAAAAAUGGAGAACCAUAACUCCUCUUUCUCUAACUUAAAAUCUUACCUCCGAGCACUUUCCGAUACCCCAAACCGGUUAGCUCGCCGUGCCGGUUCAGUUUCGACUUCUUUCGAAGAAACAAGCCGAGUCAGAGCCCGGUCUGGUGGAGAUAUGAAACGGAGUCUCCAGUGGUACGACCUCGUCGGAUUUGGCGUCGGCGGUAUGGUUGGCGCCGGCGUCUUCGUUACUUCCGGUCGUGCUAGCCGUCUCUGUGCUGGUCCCGCUGUUGUCCUCUCUUACGCCAUUGCUGGCUUUUGCGCUCUUCUCUCUGCUUUCUGUUACACUGAGUUCGCCGUUGAUAUGCCUGUUGCUGGCGGUGCCUUCAGCUAUAUCCGUAUCACUUUUGGUGAAUUUCUAGCGUUUUUGACUGGUGCGAAUCUAAUAAUUGACUACGUAUUAUCAAAUGCUGCGGUGGCAAGGAGUUUCACUGGAUAUUUAUGUACAGCUUUGGGCAUAGAAAGUAAAUUGAAAAUCACCGUUAGUGGAUUACCCAAAGGAUUCAAUGAGAUUGAUGUUGUUGCUGUCUUAGUUGUUUUAGCCCUCACCGUAAUCAUCUGCUACAGUACACGAGAGAGUUCGAUGUUGAAUAUGGUAUUAACGGCGUUACAUUUAGUGUUCAUAGUAUUUGUGAUAGUAAUUGGAUUUACGAGAGGUGAAACGAAGAAUUUUACAAAAGCAGGGGAUCAAAAUCAUGCGAGUGGAUUUUUUCCAUUUGGAGCUUCGGGGGUGUUCAAUGGGGCAGCAAUGGUGUAUUUGAGCUACAUCGGAUACGACGCCGUUUCAACAAUGGCUGAAGAGGUCAGAAAUCCAGUCAAGGAUAUACCUGCUGGCGUCUCGGGUUCCGUUAUACUCGUGACAGUUCUUUACUGCCUCAUGGCUGCUUCUAUGUCCAUGCUCCUCCCUUAUGAUAUGAUUGAUCCAGAUGCGCCAUUUUCGGGGGCAUUUAUGGGAUCAGACGGCUGGAGAUGGGUAUCUAAUGUGAUAGGUGUAGGGGCCGCUUUCGGUAUUCUAACAUCUUUGUUAGUGGCGAUGUUGGGACAAGCUCGAUACAUGUGCGUGAUCGGACGGUCCAGCGUGGUUCCUGCUUGGUUUGCUAAGGUCCAUCCUAAGACAUCAACGCCUGUUAACGCUUCCGCUUUCCUCGGAAUUUGCACAGCAGCAAUAGCCCUUUUCACUGAUUUACAAAUACUACUGAACCUUGUAUCAAUCGGGACACUAUUUGUGUUUUACAUGGUAGCAAAUGCUGUUAUCUACAAACGUUACGUCUCAGUUGGAGUAACAAACCCAUGGCCUACCCUGUCAUUCCUUUUUUGCUUCUCUUUAACUUCCAUCUUAUUCACCCUUUUAUGGCAAUUUGCACCACCAGGCAAGCCCAAAGCCUUAAUGCUUGGUGCUUGCACAGCUAUUGCCAUCGCUGUAUUACAACUAUUCAACUAUAUGGUACCACAAGCGCGAAAACCUGAGUUUUGGGGUGUCCCAUUAAUGCCAUGGAUUCCUUCCAUAUCUAUCUUCCUCAACAUAUUCUUGUUGGGUUCACUUGAUAGGCCAUCCUAUGUUCGAUUCGGAUUCUUCUCAGGACUUGCUGUACUAUUGUAUGUUUUCUACAGUGUUCAUGCAAGUUUUGAUGCUGAGGAAGAUGGGUCUCUUAGUCAAAAGAGCAUUGAACUUGUGAAGGAAUCUAUUGAAAACCAGGACCAUACUCUCAAAGUGUAAAAAUGUUCUCUUUUAGCUGACUUUUUCUUUAGUUAUGACUUUUAAUUUUUAACUUUUUGGGAGGGGCUUACUGUUAUGGAUAUUUUAACAAUAGAAAUGGGAGAGGAAAUAUAGGCUGCAAGAUUUUGCAGUGAGCAAGUUGUAUAGUUUGUUUCCAUUAGUGGGUUCAAGUUGUGACUUGCGAUCCCUUGUAUAUUUUUGAGUUGGUUAAUUCAGUCAACUGUUGAUGCUACACAA